UCAUUUCAAGAUAUUAGGAGACAUAACGAAAGCAGGUACGUAUCAUCCCAAUACACGACUACGUUAUAUAUUAUACUAUAAGCAAUCAUGGCAGAAGAGACAGUUACUAAGAAUAGUCCCACAGAGAAAACUACUGGCGGAGAAAAUACCGUGUUCGAUGAUAAAGACAACUUUACAGUAUCACACCCCUUGAGCGCCAGAUGGGUAUUAUGGUUUGAUAUUCCUAAACAUAAGGUGGAAGCCGCCAACUGGAUGGCAACGCUGAAGACAGUCUACACAAUCACCACAAUAGAAGAAUUCUGGGGAGUCAUAAACAACAUGGCCAAAGCCUCACAGUUGCCGGCGGGAUCUAACUUCCACUUCUUCAAAGAGGGUGUUAAGCCCAUGUGGGAGGACCCCGAGAACUUGCAUGGCGGCAAGUGGAUCAUCUCCACCCCCGUCCAAUCGGGCAAGGACGGGGUAUUGGACAGGAUGUGGAUUGAUACGAUGCUGGCUGUGAUUGGACAAGUUUUAACAGACAGCGAAUCAGAAGUGUGCGGCUGUGUGUGUUCGCCCCGCAAGGCUCAGAACAGGAUCGCUCUGUGGACCAAGUCAGGGGACCAACGAAAGAUUCAGGAGGACAUUGCUAAGAAGUGGAAGGUCAUCUGUCAGUACGAAGCCGGUCUGUCGUAUCAGGUGCACUCAGAGGCCAGCAAACGGAAUUCAAGUUUCAACAACGACGAUAAGUUCACGGCGUAAGGGGUGAUGCGGGUGUGCUUGGGUGCGGCAUGGGCGUACGGGCGAGAGGUACGCACUGUGCGGUGUGCCUAGCAAAGAUAGAUAUUACAUAGGUAGUAGUAAGACUGUACUGUGCCACCCACCCCAAGGCUGCUCGUGUCCCAGAGCUGAGACUGUGGACUGGCUUACCUACACGCAGUGCAUAGGUCCACUGUGUUUGUGGGUGUAUGCAUAUUUCACGGGCGUUCGUCUACAUACACGUUAUGCCAAAACGUUUCAACGGAUGCUUGGGAACUGUCCGGAAUGUCUGUAAGGUCAUGGUAUGUGCGGUGAGCGCACAAAACAAGCCAUUUAAAUAGUAUCACGAGGUUCCUGGGUACGCACGUGUUGGUCGUGGGUCAGGUUUUCUAGAGAUCGUAUCCAAUCGCAGGGUUGUUUUGGGUGGCAGGGAUGCUUCCCCUUAGUCAACGCCUUGGCCGUUGAAACGAUUUGAGAGAAUGUAUGUGACGUGCGCGUUCGACGGGGGGCGGCGCAUGCAAUGGCAAGACAGUACAAUGUAUAUAGUAGGUAUAGAUUAAAUUAAAGUGUAUGGCUGCAGCUGAUCUCCUUGAGCACCAAACAC
This is a messenger RNA of Sphaeroforma arctica JP610, 1339 nucleotides long. RefSeq lists its product as hypothetical. The coding region runs from base 88 to 738 and encodes 216 amino acids. Gene Ontology annotation, molecular function: translation initiation factor activity; RNA 7-methylguanosine cap binding. NCBI's taxonomy places the organism in Eukaryota, Ichthyosporea, Ichthyophonida. The record is from RefSeq and is a predicted model, not a curated record. Gene Ontology annotation, cellular component: eukaryotic translation initiation factor 4F complex. The transcript is spliced from 4 exons. Gene Ontology annotation, biological process: translational initiation.